AAAGAAAGACAAAGAACCGUAGAUGUGCCGAAAUAGAUCUGGGGGAUAAGCCAAGAUAACAUUCAUGUCAGAUUCACAGACAUGACGUACAGCUACAUCCUGCCCUUUGCGCGUGCCAUUCAGGAGAUCAAUGAGAAUCCCAGACUCUUACCCAACAUCACCCUGGGCUACAACCUCUACGAGAACUAUUUCAAUGUCUGGACGACAUCUGAGGCCGUGGCAGACCUGUUGUCACCUGGGCAGCAGAAUAUUCCAAACUACAGCUGCGGACGGCAGACUCACCCACUGGCUAUUCUCGAAGGGUCCGAAUCUGACAUCUCCAUCCAUAUUUCAGCCAUGUCAAGCAUCUACAAGAUCCCACAGGUCAGCUAUGGUUUUGUUUCUUCUCUUCUUAAUGAUAAAACUCAGUUCCCAUAUUUUUACCGGAUGCUCCCCAAAGAAGAAACCAAGUACCCGGGGGUUGUGAAACUGCUCCUGCAUUUCAGAUGGACGUGGAUCGGUCUUAUUGCUCCAGACACUGAUGAUGGGGAAAGAUUCAGGAGGACUUUGACCACUCUCUUCACUGGGAGCGGUGUUUGCCUGGAGAACAAAGCAUUCGCUAGCUGGCACGCCUUUCUCCUCUCCAGCCAGUGUUUCACCGAAAUGCUGACUAUGCUGGGCGGGGGAAAGCCCCAGCUUUUUCUCCUGGGCAUUGGCCCUGCCCCCAUGUCUGAUGUCAGAAGCAAGGGGGCGGGGUCAAUGCAGAGGAUGGGGCCCAUCAGCCCAGCAGAGCUUCCCUUCCCCAGUUAG
Messenger RNA from Hemicordylus capensis (graceful crag lizard), 789 nucleotides. Its product is annotated as vomeronasal type-2 receptor 26-like. Gene Ontology annotation, cellular component: membrane. Gene Ontology annotation, molecular function: G protein-coupled receptor activity. Gene Ontology annotation, biological process: G protein-coupled receptor signaling pathway. Lineage: Eukaryota; Metazoa; Chordata; Lepidosauria; Squamata; Cordylidae. The transcript has 4 exons. Bases 82 to 789 code for a protein of 235 amino acids. The record is from RefSeq and is a predicted model, not a curated record.